CCGUUCCCCAUCUUUCUCUCUCUUCCCCUCUCCGGGCGACCGAAGAUUUCCCCAAUAAUCCCUAGCUUAUUUCCCCAUAUUUUUUCUUUUAUUUUCCGCCAUUAUUUUCAAAUCGAUCCUUCGGGGACAAAUCCCCCGCUAAAAAAACCCCUCCGGCCCAUCGAAUCCGAUGGCUUUUCAUGUCUCUUGCCCGAUCACUUGCCGGCGGAUAUGCUACUGCGAGCUGGGGUUCGCGGGAGGACUGCGGAGCGAGAAAUCAAGGCGGGGCUUUCUCGAGGAGAUCGAGGUGCUGGAGGAGUUUUUGCGGGAUCCAUGGAUUGUGAGGCCGGGUGGCGCUGGGGACUCAGCGGCGCAGGCGACGGUUCAGGUAUUGGUGCCGAAGGUGGAGCCGGCUCCCGCACCGGUGUCUUACGGUGGCGGCGAUGGGGAUGACGCGUACUCUGCAUCUGCGCAUGCUAAGCGCUUGGCGCUGCAGCGACAGGCUGUCGCGGCGUCGCUUGCUGCUGAGAACUAUGCGAGGAAGAUGGAGGUCGUGGGUGCUGCGGAUUCUCUUGGUGAGCCAGUACUGGGUGAACAAGUGAUUGAUCUUGCCAGAGAUGAUCAAGGUUCUACUGUCAAGGUUAUGUGCCGCUUGUGUUUCUCUGGGGAAAAUGAAGGCAGUGAUAGAGCUUUGAAGAUGCUCUCAUGUCAGUCUUGUAACAAAAAGUAUCAUAGACGUUGCUUGAGAAGUUGGGCUGAAUAUAGAGAUUUAUUCCACUGGAGUUCAUGGGUUUGUGCCUCUUGUCGCAUUUGUGAGGUAUGCCGAAGGGCUGGAGAUCCCAACAAGCUGAUGUACUGUAAAAGGUGUGAUGGUGCUUACCAUUGCUAUUGUCAGCAACCUCCACACAAAAAUGUCAAUCACGGGCCUUACCUGUGCUCGAAGCAUACAAGAUGUCACAGUUGUGGGUCCACAGUCCCCGGAAGUGGUCCUAGCACAAGGUGGUUUUUAGGAUAUACUUGCUGCGAUGCUUGUGGACGAUUGUUUGUUAAAGGAAACUAUUGUCCAGUUUGUUUGAAGGUUUAUAGAGACUCAGAAACAACGCCCAUGGUUUGUUGUGACAUCUGUGAGCGAUGGGUACAUAUUGUCUGUGAUGGCAUCAGUGAUGAAAAAUAUCAGCAGUUCCAGACUGACCAGAACCUGCAAUAUGUUUGUGCUGCAUGCCGCGGUGAUUGUUAUCAGGUUAAAGAUAUAGAUGAUGCUGUUAGAGAGCUUUGGAAUAGGAGAGAUGAAGCUGAUCGCAGUCUUAUUACAAGUUUGAGAGCUGCGGCUGGCCUGCCCACUGAGGAGGCAUCAUUCUCCACUCUACCCUAUUCUGAAGACGAGUCAAAUGGCCCAACGGUACAUAGAAACGUUCAUGGAAGAUUUUUGAAGUUUUCUGUUAAAGGAUUAAGCGAUAAAUCUGCUAAGGCUUUCAAAGACUCUGGAAAAACUAGCUCGAAGAAUUUAACAUCUAGUAAGAAACCUGUUAAAAAGAAAGAAUGGCAGAUUAAAUUUGUUAGUAAAGCAGAUGGUCUGCCUCAAAAUCCUGAAGUAGAGCAUGGGGCCAUGUCAUUGAAAAAUAAUUUGAAUGAUCCAGUUCAUGAUGAUCUCAAAUCAUGUAGAGCAGACGGACAAGAAAGUUUUUCAUCACCAAGUACUGGGAUUGCUGGUGAUUCUGCAGCGAAGUUCUCAGAUGCUAAGACGGAGAGCAACAAUGACAUCUGUGGGAAUGAAGUUCUUGGUGAUCCUUCUGAUAGGGUGAUCAAAAUCCAAAACAAACAGCUAUCAGAUAGCCAUUUUAAGGAAUGUGCUGGUAAAAAUUCAAGCAAGUCUGAGACUGUAAAAGGAACUAAAUUGGUCAUACAUAUUGGUGGAAGAAAUAGAAAUGUUACAAGUUCUCCUAUGUCUGAAAGUUCCAGUUGUCAGAGAGAGCAAGAUUUAUCUACCCUCAAUGGCAGCGAAUUUAACAGCCUUGGUAAGACGAAAAAUAGCAAGAAUGGUUUUUCUCAGGCUCAGGUUGAAGGUGUUAAUGUUGAUGGAGAAGGGACCAAACAAUAUAAUACUAACCAAAUGAGUAGUUCAAAACAUGGAGACAAGCAUAAAAAUGUUAUAAAGCUCGGAAAGGUUUCUGAUAUGCAUAGAAAAAACAAUGGUAACAUCGUUCAAGAGAGUGUACUAAGGAAUUCAUUAAGAAGCCCAGUAUUUGGGAAAAAAGGUGCUGAGGUAGACUUGGUAGAUGAAGAAGCAAGGCUAAGAAAUGAUGAAACUGUACCAGGGAAACAGCCAGUGAAACACCCGGUUCUGCCUAAUUUGGAGUAUGGCAAAAAUGACAUUUUACCCCCAAAACCCAUUUCAGGUGUCCCAAGUGAAAGACCAUUGCUCAAAUUGAAAUUCAAGAAUCCCUAUUUCGAACAGAAAAGUUCUUGGGCUUCACAUGGUGAAGAAGAGAACUCUGUAAAAGGACAUAGAUCUAAGCGAAAGAGGCCUUUUGUGGAGAAAAAUUCUUCUCUUGAACAUCAGGACCUACCAAAACAGCAUCACGAACAUCAAGUAGAUGAGGCAGUAGAUGCAAAUUGGAUAUUGCGAAAGCUUGGUAAGGAUGCAAUUGGGAAAAGGGUUGAGGUUCAGCAGAGAUCAGGUGAUUCUUGGAAAAGGGGAGUAGUUUCAAAUCUCAUUGAAGGCACUUCCUCUCUGUCGGUCCAUUUUGAUGAUGGAAGAUCAAGAACUUUAGAGCUUGGAAACCAACGUGUUCGCUUUAUUCCACAGAAGCAUAAAAAAUUGAAGACAUGAAACUAACGUCUUUGUGAAUAUGAUCUCCACAUCAUUGUGAAUAUUUCUAGGAGAAUUAUGAAGAGGGCCACAGUGAGGCAGGUCUGUUAAUAGAUGAGGAUUACUCUUCCAGUCCAUUUACAGUCUGAUCCUACUCAAAAACUUUUGAAGCACCCAGAAUAUGCUUACAAGGUGUUUGAGAAAACUCCUGAAGGUACCUUGGAAUCCGCCAUGGCCGUCAAACGAUGAAGAUCGAAGAAGCAUUCUUUAUGGCAGAUUACCACUUCCAGCUUCUGUUAAGGAUGCCAUUGUUGUAGUACUAGUUUUGGUUGAAGAACUCAGCUUAGUUUCAGGGUUAGUUUCCCUUUCAUCAUUCCUUGUAAUGGCUGUAUCUGAGGCAGGGCUCUUCUUUUCUUCUAAACUAGUAAUAAUUUGUUGAGGGGCCUUAUUCUCGUUAUGACAUUCUCUCUUAUCAUUUAAUGAAAAAAAUAUUCACUCAUAUUUUGCUCA
This is a messenger RNA of Dendrobium catenatum, 3298 nucleotides long. RefSeq lists its product as uncharacterized. The transcript has 13 exons. NCBI's taxonomy places the organism in Eukaryota, Viridiplantae, Streptophyta, Magnoliopsida, Asparagales, Orchidaceae. The record is from RefSeq and is a predicted model, not a curated record. The coding region runs from base 170 to 2809 and encodes 879 amino acids.